Scaptodrosophila lebanonensis is the source of this 4179-nucleotide messenger RNA. RefSeq lists its product as uncharacterized. The transcript has 2 exons. The record is from RefSeq and is a predicted model, not a curated record. NCBI's taxonomy places the organism in Eukaryota, Metazoa, Arthropoda, Insecta, Diptera, Drosophilidae. The coding region runs from base 64 to 3885 and encodes 1273 amino acids.
AUUAAAAUAAGGAAACAUGUAAAGUUGUCCAGAAAGGUUGGAAUUACAAUCAAUUAUACAAAAAUGCCGGUAGAGAGAAGCAAAACUAGGCGAGGGAAAUCUGGUGGGUGCAGAACCACGAUUCCCCAAGAGUUGCAGAAGUUAGCGAAAAAUAGAAAAUAUGCAUCUUUAGACAAAAGACUUAUCUUUGCAUUGCGUCAGAACAAAUUGAAGGAGCUUCGAACGAUCAUUUUGAAUAAGCUACAUAAUCACUGGAUAUGGAAGAGGCGACAACACCAACGUCGUAAGCGCAGAGGAUGCCUAGCCCGACGCCUUUACAAGAAACUGGUGAGACAACUGAAGCGCGCGCUCCGAAAGGAAUAUGACAUUCUCGACGACCACAAGGCGAGGCAAAGGCAACUGAAGAGCGAGCUGCAAAAGCUAAAGGAAGUGGCACGGAGCUCCCCACAUAUGUGGAAAUACUUCCGCAAGCAUAUUCUUCGUAUGGAAUUAGCCUUCGAUGGGCUGCUACCGCUGGAGGAUGCAGAUAAGGAACUACAGAUAACGCAACAAGCACUUCGCGGAAAAAUUAAGAAAAAAAUAAGGUUUUCCGAAGAAACGGCGAGUUAUCUGAAUGUUGCGUUAAGCAAAAAAGUGAUUCAAAAACAGCAAUUUGGUUUGCGUCAAGUACCAUACAGUGUACCUAAUCGGCGCGAGGAUCAGGCAGAUCAAUUGAAGCUUCCCAAAGGUUCGCGUAGGGCGUUCAAAAAAAAGAAACUACAAUUGCCAGAAAUUCUAUUGAAUAAGUUGGCGGCUCGCGGCAAAGAGAGGGCGCUUAUAAAAGCCUUUCUCAAAACGCUCAGAACUGAAGGGACAACUGAAGGCGAUGCUCAACAGAUGAACAAAACAUACAAAAGGAGAAAGGACGGUACGGUGGACGACAUUAUGGCAAACAUUGAAGGAAUCACCUCCUUAGAAGCAGCCGGUCCUCUUGAAAAUGUGCCAUUAAAGAAAAUACUACACGGAAUGAAGAAACGAAAAGGCAAAACUAUGCGACAGGAAAUGGAAUAUCUGGCAAAGCAAGAAAGCGAAACAAAAGAACGAAGUCCAUUUCUCGCAAGAAAACAAUCGAAAAAAGUGCAUAAAAGGCGCUCCCUACUCGGUAGUCUGAAUUCUUUAUUGCGAGUUACGAAUACGGUUAAGCGGAGAAAGGCACACAAUUAUAAGCCACUCACGCCGGGCGAUCAUACGAAAUCCUUUACUAGUGAUGCCAUGAUAAAUGCAUUACGCCAUAUGAAACGUAAACUAGAACCAGAAUCAAACUUAAAGAAUCCGCAGAUGCAGUCGAGCAUCACUUCCUUUGACAGUGUUACUAUGAUGGCAAUUUUACACGAAGAGACAGAGGAGAAGCCAAAAGAUGAAGUUAAGGAGACGGGAAAGAGAACAAUCCGCUUGCAUGGCCCUAACAAAGAAAGCACUACACAAAAAAGAAUUAUUUUCAAAGAACUGGACAAAGUAGAGAGCCUUAAUAUAAAUGGUUCAAAAAUAACGCAAAAAUAUAGCAAACUAUUGCUAGAAACAAAUAAAAGUGCCGAUAAACUACACACUUCAACUGGAGGGCAACAAAUGGGCGACAGUUUAGACUUCAAAAAAAGUAGCAGCAGUUUGAAUAGACUAUAUAAAAUAAAAAAAGCAUUGGGUCUGAUAUCAAAGCCCAAAAGAAGAGCCACAAAGAGUCUUAGUAAAAUGAAAACUGCGAAAAGAUCGUCUGAAAGGCAGCAGGAUGGCUUUCGAGAACUUACAGAUUUAAGAUCUGAUACAAAACUGGAGAGAUUAUACGAAACAAAGGGGGACACAAAUAUAGAUCAGAAACACAAAAAUGCAUCAGGGGACCAUGGAUACUUGGACAGCGAUACCAAGCCGGAGAUGACUAAGGAUCAACGAACAAAGAACGAUGGUACUAGUAGGCACAGUGGUGAUUUGAAACUGGAAGGAAGGAAUUAUACAAAAAAGCUAAAGGGAAAGAAAAGAGGUAAACAGAAAACUAAGCGGCUGUCCAAGGAGUUAAAAGGUUCUGACCAGUUUUAUAUUCCGGACACAAUAAAGCAAGCGAAGGAUACUGGAAAAAAAGGGAAAAAAAGGAAAGCAAGCUUAAUUGCAAACGACGGUGAUAUGUUAUAUGUCAACAGAUCUUCUAGCAUUAGCACAGACCUCUUGAUAGGCCGCAAAAAAGUAGUCACAGCUCAUGCCAAAUUUGUUCCGAUGCCAAUGAAAAAGGCAUCCCACACCAAGCAACGACCUCGUUUUGGCGAGCAAUUUCCUGACAAAGACGCUUCCAAAAAGGUAAAAUAUCCAAAAACUCCUCGUGCUGAAGUAAGCGUUUCUUCGUUUUGGGAUUCCACCCCGUUACAAACACCGCAAAAGCAAAAUCCCACCCACAGCAUGGUCUCUUUAUAUACCGAAGAUUCUUUUGAAGUCACCAAGGAGCAGCAAAAAUCGGUAACUUCUCUUCCAUUAACUCCAAUACCCCCUAUACAACCAACUCCUAAGCCGAGCAAACAAAAUCUGGUAUCAGGAGAACAACUGAAAGUAGUGGAAAAGGGGACCUCAACGGAAAUAAAAGAUGUCUCCUUGGGAGAUCCCCCUCUUGCAACUUCCUUAUCACAGACACGUACCAGUCUUGACAACAAACUGAGCAGACGCAGCUUGGCGUGGCUUAAAUCACAAGAAGAGGAAGGUUCCAUUGAUUCACCUAAUUGGAAAGCUGUUUUUAAGCCAGCACCCGAUAUAACACAAUCACAGACGGAAAUCUUUAAGCGUAAUGCUGAAAAUCAUAUGUUUAACGAGGAAUUGGAGAAGAAGCUCCUAAGUCUGCAGGAGAUAUCAAGAGCUGAACUGAAGCAUGGCAAACAGCAAAAGCUUUCAGAAGAAACAGCAUCUCCACAUACGGAUAAAGUUGACCAUAUUGACGCAACAAAUCUUCCAAUAGAACUGCAGAAAAAUAUAUCCGCAACGCAGGAACCGAUUGUUGAUGAAAAUCAAGAGAUGCUGGGAAAGCUCACCAACGAUUUGGAAUCGGGUGCCCUAGACGAAGAUCUGCAUGAAAUUGUGGGCGCUAAGAUGGAUGAGUACAAGCGCGUUUACCAAUUGCUUUUAAUGCGAAAAGUUCCUAAGAACGCAGAAGACAUUCGCCUCCUUAAAAACUAUACGCGUACUCCGGAAAUGUACAAUGACACUCUAACGAAACUGUACGAGAUGCGUAUUUUAAAGUCACAAACAUCUUUCGGAGUGUCUCUCGUAGAAAUGGAUUACGACCGCACAAUGGAGGCAUUAAACAAGCGCCAUCGUCAGAUUCGUCUCGGCCGCACUACCAGCGGAAUAUCUCUGAACAGCUUGCAGUCCCCAGACGAUUCAUUCGAAGACAGCCCACCAGUCUUGGAAGUUCCAAGCUACGACCCGAAAACAGUGCAGCUUCGCUGGGCCAGGUACUUUGCUGAGCAGCAAAAAACACCUUUGGAGUUGCUGCUGGAGAAACAAAAUCACGAAAAGGCCCUGAGAAAGGCGCAAGAGCAGCGUCUGCGCUUGAUACGUGACGAGCGGGAGCGGCAGCGACGUCAUCAGCGUCACGGUCAUAAGGGCCGCAUUGAUCUCCAUCGACAGUUCAGUCAUCCGCGCAUGACAACUCGUGAGCGGGUUGCACAUGAAUUGGCAUCCGGAUCCACGCUGAAUGCGCUUGUUAGUCCGCCAGUGGUCCCGAAAAUUAAGGUAACCAAGGUGCACGACGUCUGUUCCGAGUGCGGGCGAAUUAACUGCUACCGUACUGAGAGCAAGGCCUCGCUGAUCGACGAUGUACAUAUUACGGAGCAAAUGAUUAGCCAGUUCAAAUAUUUGCGGCUAGCGCACUAGCGUUAUCGGCGAGGUUCACAAUGUGCGUCCUGCACAUUUCGUGCCAAGGUCUUAGAUUUUGAUCCUUUCCCUUAAUGUGCAGGACACAUAUACCAAUGCACAGUAUUACACAGUCGGGCUGUUGUUGUUACGUUCGAAAAGGGCUAACUGGGCUAACCAAACAUACUUUAGACAGCAGAUAAUUCCUCUUAGUGAUUUGAAGUUUUGCUGAAGGCUCAGCAGACCCCAUCGUUCUACCUAUGUAGGCUUUCGGUCACUUGGAUUUUUAAUUCAUACAAGCAGCCCAUUUAUCAA